Messenger RNA from Megalobrama amblycephala (Wuchang bream), 4087 nucleotides. RefSeq names its product zinc finger protein 518B. Gene Ontology annotation, molecular function: RNA polymerase II transcription regulatory region sequence-specific DNA binding; DNA-binding transcription factor activity, RNA polymerase II-specific. Gene Ontology annotation, biological process: regulation of transcription by RNA polymerase II. Gene Ontology annotation, cellular component: nucleus. Lineage: Eukaryota; Metazoa; Chordata; Actinopteri; Cypriniformes; Xenocyprididae. The coding region runs from base 522 to 3146 and encodes 874 amino acids. The transcript is spliced from 2 exons. The record is from RefSeq and is a predicted model, not a curated record.
AAAAGAAAAAAAGUCGAGCAACUUCAAUACUGAUGAAUCUACUGACUAAACCAGACUGUACUUUACGAGAACAAAUGCUCCAAGAUCCAGUUUCUAUCGUAAAUCACCGUUAGGUGCGAGUAAGGACACGUUUUUGAGCCAAAUGUUUUUCUGGCGUUGAGAAAUGCGGGUGCCCGCGUGAGCUGUAGAGCUCUACUGCAGCCAGCAGCCAAUCAGAAGACCGCAUCACAUCACGCGCUCAGUGCACCCGCACCCACACUCACAAUCUGCGCGGUCACAGCGGUGGAAAGCAAACAAUGCACGCGACGCAGGCGAGAAAAUGUUGAUCAAUGGACGCGUUUAAUGCAUCGUUCGCUCUUUUAAGAAGAGGAUGAGAGUUUUAACGCAAGGUACAAACUAACGGCAUACCUUUAACCCUCUGAGCCUAAAGGAAGGGAUCUUUACUUGUCAAGAAACAGCCAGUGUGGAUUGCUUAUUCUCUAAUAUUUGGCCUGUGGGAUUGUUAACCUGAUGUGUUGACCAUGCGUUCACAACAAAGUUUCAUGUCAUUUAUGAGCAGCAAAGACAGUGCUAUACCUAAAAAAGACAUUGAUCGCUUGUGCUGUGCAAAAUGUAGAUUUUCAACAAAGGACACUGACCUGUUUGAGAGGCAUGUAUCCCAUCAUAAAGAGAUGACUUUCUCCUGUGCGCUCUGCAGCUAUGUUUCUUAUUCUAAAACAGAGUCUCAGAAACACAUCGUCUCACAUACUGGCUCGUACCCGUACAGGUGUAGCUUCUGCUCGUAUGGAGCGGUGCGGAGAGAUUACAUGGUGAAGCAUAUUCUUCGUAUACACAAGAGACAUGCAGAGGAAGGGUUCAUAACUGAUUUUACUAUGUCCACCCCAACUGUCCCAGAAACUCUCGGGAUAUCAGCUUGGCCUGAAGGGAACGACCAGUGUGCAAUUCCCAUUUCCCAAGUCGAACACCCGAGUGGAAGUCAACCAAGAAUCAACAAAUCAUCUACUAUUGGUAAAGCAGCGAGCCAGGCUACCAGUAAUCGUCCCCGUGUGUCCUUCAGUAUGACAACGCCACGUGUCUACAGUACAACAGCCAUUGUUCCAGUUUCUAAGACACCGUUCACCAGUGCUGUUCCAAGCGUAAGUCACUCAUUAGGCAAACCACCUCAAGUAGUUCUAAGAUCCCGGGAGGAAAACGGCAACCUAUCAAACUCUCUGCUCAGUGGCGACGGUCAAAGUAUGGUGGCUGUUAAAAGAACCAUUUCGGAAAAGCCAAUUCCGAAAGUCUCAUUCUCAAGAGUCCAGGUUAGUUCUACAGCACCACUACGGCAAAGCCAGAGGGUUGGAGUCCCUGAAAAGACUUUGCAUUUUAAAACCCUUCCCAGAGUCCAGGUCCGACCACCUGUUGAAAGUAACACCCCGCUCAGAACACUGCUUAACAUGCCGUUGUCCACGGGUCCAAGUAAUGUCCACAAUGAGCAGAUAGAUCAGAGGCCUAGUCAGUCUACAACAGGGAUUAGUGUUGCGACGCUGAAAAAGAGUACAAAUCCCUGUGUUUCAAUCAGAAGUCCACUGCACUCCACUGCAGAAAAGAGUAAUCAGUCAAAGACAAACUCCAGAAUACUUGUAGGAUCAUCGACUGAGGCAUCAAGUCCAUUAUCCAGUGUCCAAGUGGAACUGUUAGCACCUUUGAACCAGCCAAUUCAACACAACAAGCCUUUGACGGUGUCCUGUCCAGAGGAGAUCAAUAUUCCUGCUGGGUGUUUGGUGGAACUGGUUGAGGUGAAAAACGUCAAUGGGACUCGGGAGCUGGAAUUACGGUUGAUCCCACCAAACGGAGUCCCGCAAGACCAGAGGAGCACUGAGGAUAGACCUUCACCAGUCACUACUGGAAGCAAAUUGUCCUUCAAAUGUCAAGUUGCUGCCAAAGGGAGUCCAGUCAGCCUGUCUACAUCUUCAGCAUCCCACAAGGUCAAGCCUUCAGCAUCCACUGAUGUCCAGAGUCUCAUUAAUUCAGUACACAAACCACAGUGUUAUUCAGAGACACCAACCAGGAACAAACUUAACCUGAAGACCAAAGAUCCAGGGACCAAGCACUCAGCGGCAGCUCAUGACAUCAGUCCAGAAUUAAGUUCUGAAGGUCUUCCUGUGAUCUCAUCGGUUUUCUCUCUCUGUCCUACACCUACGUCAACUCAAAGCAUGGAGCCAAAGGACGAGGUGGGAAGUGCAAAACAAUCGCUGGUCUGUAGUUUUUUGAUUAAAAAGGAGGAGGAAUCUGAGGAGAAACACAAAGAUGCUUCUUUGUGCCUCAAAGAAACUAAGACAGAGGAUGAGAAUACUGAAAGCUCUACAAUAUCUAAGACUCGUGGACAAGUGAAAACGCCAGCUGGAAAUACCUUAAACACGGGUCACUUAAAACAAGCUCCAAAUUUGGCUCAACCAUUGGUUAUGCCAAACCAGAGCAUCGUCCCAUCAGACAAGGACAACAUUUCACAUCAAGACAAGGGAGCUUUUGAACGUGAGUCUGGAAGGAACUUGGAUUGCCGACAACACAGUUCCUGUGCUUCCCUGAUGUAUCCAAAAGUAGCUUUGGUCAGGAUUCCGAGUUCUUUUUUGGAACCCUCUAAGAAGCUUCCAGAAGUGCCACCACGAGAGGAGAGUUUGACGGCACGACCGGUUCUCUGCUGUACGUUAAGCGAGCAGAACGUGUCUGGUGGUCCUCAAGUAGCCAUCAAACUGAUCCUAAAGAGAGACUUUCGUGAAGGUGAAGAGAAGCAGCAAGACUCACCGCCACGUAAAAAACAUAAAAAAGAAAAGAGAAAAGCCAAAAAACGUCGGUCGUCAUCUUCGGUUGAAAUGGGCCUUCCCCGUCAUAAAGAACUGAGGUUAACUCCUCAGAAAGAGGAUCAGCUUGUCAAGCUUCCUGGUCCGAACCAGCCGGUUGUGGUUCUGAACCAUCCGAACCCUUUAGUUCAGACAGUCAAUGUCGGCGUCCAAACGCUGAAGAACUAUAAAUGGAUACGCUCAGUGGAUCAUGAACCUGUGAGGAAACAGCCUUCCCUCAAGAUGAAACUCAAGAAAGUUCACGGAGGGAAGUAUCAGGUGAUCGAGUUAGUCCUCAAUGGAGUCUCGGACCAGCAUCUCUCGUGAAAACCAGCUACUGUCUCUUUGUGAUAUUUCAUGGUUAUAUCUGUCAGAUUUUUAGAAUGGUGCAAUUUUAGAGAAACCUGACCCCGUUUAAUGGUAAAUGAAUCUUCCUGGUUGUUGGACAUUGGUAUUUAUACACUGAUAAACAUUUCAUCAAAUAGUUUGCAAUUUCACUGACCAUAUUUGAGCUACACUAGUUAUACCUAGGAAUAAAUAUAACUUUUCCAACAUUCCUUACCUGUCCCACUUGACAGCUGCAAUGACAAACAUCUUCAUAUAGAUUCUUUUUCUUGGAACUGUAUAGCUUAACUGUGCCAAUAUGUAGAUGUUAUAAUCGAGAAGGUCAGAACUCUGAAACUAAGAGGUUUUAAACAACACUGAUGUCUGUUUUAGGAUGUUCUGUGUUCAUUUGUCAUGAUUGUACAGCUCAUUUCAAACACAAGUCACGUCUGGAUACGUCAUAUGUUUGGAGUUUCACAGAUGUUCAUUUCUUGCCGUUUUACUGUCAUUACAUGAACACGCAAGCAUCAGUGUUGAUGUGACUCUUUUCUGAUUCAUGGGUGAUGUUUGGCCAAAUCGGAAAAAACUCUGGCACACAUUGUCUGUCUUGGGUUGAGGCUUUGCCUUUUGUGAAAUCCAAACAUCUGACAUAAAUUUAAAGUGUUUUUGCAAACAUAUUUCUAAAAAUGUUUGCGUAUAUUGUCUCAGUAUUUCAGUACUCACUUGUCGUAGUUUGUACAUCAUACACAACGUUCCUUUUGUAAAAUGUACCCUCAUUAAUGUCUGGUGUUUAACAUCUUAAAACACUUUUUAAAUCUACCUCAAAUGAUCAAACUUGUAACUCUCCGUUUCCUUUUAUUACCGUUUAAGUUGUGUAAAGUUACAGCUUAAUUUGCAUUUUAGGGCAUCUGUCCGUUAUUAAAGUCAAACUGUUCAAGAAGAAA